AGCUGCAGCAGAAGAGCGGAAAUGUCAAACGUGGAGGGCUGUGCCUGGCUGCUCCUGAGAAAACUGGAAGAUGGUGUGCCAUGUCAGAUCACGAGGCCACGAAGUGCACCAGUUUCCGAGACAAUAUGAAAAAAGUGUUUCCAGCAGAUGGUCCCCUUGUCACCUGCGUGGAGAGAGCGUCUUCCCUUGAGUACAUUAAAGCCAUCACAGAACAUUUUGGAAAAGACAAGUCGUCAGAAUUUCAGCUCUUUGGCUCUCCUCAUGAGACAGAUCUGCUGUUUACUGAUGCUGCCCAUGGGUUUUUAAUGGUCCCACCUAAGAUAGAUGCCAAGCUGUACCUGGGAUAUGAGUAUUUUUCCGCGACUCAGGAUCCAAAAAGAGUCACUCCAGGAGGGGUUCCACUGCCACCAUUUAACUGAAGAAAAAUUUAGGCUCCUAGAUGAUAAGGACGUGUCUGAGGUCACCUAAGAAGGACAAGACGGACCUUCCAUCUGCCAUGUUGACUCCCAACUUCUCCAAGUUUGAAUUUGUAGAGACCUGAUCUACAACACAGAGAAAAGGCUAUUAUGUCAUGGCUGUGGUUAAGAAAUCAGAUGCUGAUGUCACCUGGAACUCUCUUUGAGGCAAGAAGUCCUGCCACACUGCAGUUGGCACUUCUGCAAGCUGGAACAUCCCCAUGGGCUUAAUAUACAAUCAAACCGGGUCCUGUAAAUGUGAUGAUUUCUUCAGUCGCAGUUGUGCCCCUGGGUCUAAUCCGGAUUCCCCUCUCUGUGCUCUGUGUGGUGGCAGGUGCAAUCCUGCCCACAUAUGGGCUUACAACAGCCAGGAGAGAUACUACGGCUCCAGUGGGGCUUUCAGGGCACUCUCCUGCAGACCCAGAUGAUUUAGGGCACCUUAGGGCACCUAGGGAGAAGCAAGAAUGAUGGCGGCAGAGUCACAACUCUAGUUCUACUUUUGCCACUUUCUUCUGUGUGACUGUGGACAAGUCAAGAAUCCAUCAGAGCCUUGGUUUAAAAUCACAGGGGGGACACCAGACACCUCACUUCUUACACUUGGCUGGGCUGUGUCUGGCUGUCCCUGAUAAAACUGUGAGAUGGUGUGCAGUGUCGGAGCAUGAGGCCACUAAGUGCCAGAGUUUCCGCGACCAUAUGAAAAGCGUCAUUCCAUCCGAUGGUCCCAGUGUUGCUUGUGUGAAGAAAGCCUCCUACCUUGAUUGCAUCAGGGCCAUUGCGGCAAACGAAGCGGAUGCUGUGACACUGGAUGCAGGUUUGGUGUAUGAUGCUUACCUGGCUCCCAAUAACCUGAAGCCUGUGGUGGCAGAGUUCUAUGGGUCAAAAGAGGAUCCACAGACUUUCUAUUAUGCUGUUGCUGUGGUGAAGAAGGAUAGUGGCUUCCAGAUGAACCAGCUUCGAGGCAAGAAGUCCUGCCACACGGGUCUAGGCAGGUCCGCUGGGUGGAACAUCCCCAUAGGCUUACUUUACUGUGACUUACCUGAGCCACGUAAACCUCUUGAGAAAGCAGUGGCCAAUUUCUUCUCGGGCAGCUGUGCCCCUUGUGCGGAUGGGACGGACUUCCCCCAGCUGUGUCAACUGUGUCCAGGGUGUGGCUGCUCCACCCUUAACCAAUACUUCGGCUACUCGGGAGCCUUCAAGUGUCUGAAGGAUGGUGCUGGGGAUGUGGCCUUUGUCAAGCACUCGACUAUAUUUGAGAACUUGGCAAACAAGGCUGACAGGGACCAGUAUGAGCUGCUUUGCCUGGACAACACCCGGAAGCCGGUAGAUGAAUACAAGGACUGCCACUUGGCCCAGGUCCCUUCUCAUACCGUCGUGGCCCGAAGUAUGGGCGGCAAGGAGGACUUGAUCUGGGAGCUUCUCAACCAGGCCCAGGAACAUUUUGGCAAAGACAAAUCAAAAGAAUUCCAACUAUUCAGCUCUCCUCAUGGGAAGGACCUGCUGUUUAAGGACUCUGCCCACGGGUUUUUAAAAGUCCCCCCCAGGAUGGAUGCCAAGAUGUACCUGGGCUAUGAGUAUGUCACUGCCAUCCGGAAUCUACGGGAAGGCACAUGCCCAGAAGCCCCAACAGAUGAAUGCAAGCCUGUGAAGUGGUGUGCGCUGAGCCACCACGAGAGGCUCAAGUGUGAUGAGUGGAGUGUUAACAGUGUAGGGAAAAUAGAGUGUGUAUCAGCAGAGACCACCGAAGACUGCAUCGCCAAGAUCAUGAAUGGAGAAGCUGAUGCCAUGAGCUUGGAUGGAGGGUUUGUCUACAUAGCGGGCAAGUGUGGUCUGGUGCCUGUCUUGGCAGAAAACUACAAUAAGAGCGAUAAUUGUGAGGAUACACCAGAGGCAGGGUAUUUUGCUAUAGCAGUGGUGAAGAAAUCAGCUUCUGACCUCACCUGGGACAAUCUGAAAGGCAAGAAGUCCUGCCAUACGGCAGUUGGCAGAACCGCUGGCUGGAACAUCCCCAUGGGCCUGCUCUACAAUAAGAUCAACCACUGCAGAUUUGAUGAAUUUUUCAGUGAAGGUUGUGCCCCUGGGUCUAAGAAAGACUCCAGUCUCUGUAAGCUGUGUAUGGGCUCAGGCCUAAACCUGUGUGAACCCAACAACAAAGAGGGAUACUACGGCUACACAGGCGCUUUCAGGUGUCUGGUUGAGAAGGGAGAUGUGGCCUUUGUGAAACACCAGACUGUCCCACAGAACACUGGGGGAAAAAACCCUGAUCCAUGGGCUAAGAAUCUGAAUGAAAAAGACUAUGAGUUGCUGUGCCUUGAUGGUACCAGGAAACCUGUGGAGGAGUAUGCGAACUGCCACCUGGCCAGAGCCCCGAAUCACGCUGUGGUCACACGGAAAGAUAAGGAAGCUUGCGUCCACAAGAUAUUACGUCAACAGCAGCACCUAUUUGGAAGCAACGUAACUGACUGCUCGGGCAACUUUUGUUUGUUCCGGUCGGAAACCAAGGACCUUCUGUUCAGAGAUGACACAGUAUGUUUGGCCAAACUUCAUGACAGAAACACAUAUGAAAAAUACUUAGGAGAAGAAUAUGUCAAGGCUGUUGGUAACCUGAGAAAAUGCUCCACCUCAUCACUCCUGGAAGCCUGCACUUUCCGUAGACCUUAAAAUCUCAGAGGUAGGGCUGCCACCAAGGUGAAGAUGGGAACGCAGAUGAUCCAUGAGUUUGCCCUGGUUUCACUGGCCCAAGUGGUUUGUGCUAACCACGUCUGUCUUCACAGCUCUGUGUUGCCAUGUGUGCUGAACAAAAAAUAAAAAUUAUUAUUGAUUUUAUAUUUCAAAAACUCCAUUCUUUCCUAAAUAUUUUCAACAAAGGAUUUCUUUAUGCAUUCUGCCUAAAUACCUAUGCAACUGAGCCCUUCCUUCUCAGCUCAAGAUUCGUCUGGUCUUUCCCUACAGCUUUGUGUGUGCCAUGGCCACAUCUCCUGGGUACAGUUCAAGGAGACAUCUUUUCUAAAAGGGUCUGCGUGAUCAUUAAAAUAUAAUCAAAUGUAUACUGGUGUGUGUGUGCACGUGCGCGUGCGUGUGUCAUGCUAAGGAAGGGGCAAGAAGGAGGAUGCAGAGUGAGUUACAGAGAUCAAGUACUCAAGUGAGUACAGAAAGACUACAGAAGACUUACCUUUAUUUGGUAUUUUAAAUGAAUUCCAUCAGGCUGAGGUCCUGAUUCUAACUAGCUGAAAAAAGUGAAACACUGACAUCUUUUUUGCUGAAAAGCAUUCCCUGAGCUUGAUGCCACAGCAGUUACUGCCCUGUCUCCUGCCCUUCUCAGCCCAGCUUCCUGUAAGGUGGAGGCUGACUUUUCUGUCUCACUUAUUAUUGGCUGAACAUACAGAAUUUGGUCUUCUGCUUCACCAACUUACCUGAAUGUACCCUGGCAAAAGUCACCGUCUACCUGCCAACUGUUAAACCAAUUCAGGUCUUCCAUUCCUGAGCCCAUUUCCUGCAGUUGAUAAAGUUGACCACUCCCUCCUCCUUGGAACUCUUUUCCUCAGUUUCUCUGACAUGGCAGGUCUCUGCUUUGAUUCCUACCUCUCUCUGUUCAUUUGUAGUCUUCACUGUGGGCUCAUCCUACUGGCCUGGAAACCUUAGGGAAAUCUUCCUGGGGUUUUCUCUUGAUCUGGUCAGUGCUCCUCUCACUUUGCAGGCCCUCCUUCAGUGAUGCUCAUGACUCCUAGGCAUCUGUAUCUAUAGCUGUGACCCCAGCCUCCAGCAGUAUCCCUGCACUUAUACAUCCUACUACCUACCUGUGGGUCUAUACUCGAGUCUUGCAGCAGUCAGAAACCCAACAAAUCAAAAAUUGAAGUGAUCAUCCUGUUCUUCUCUCUCUUGCUUCCCUAAACCAACUGUUGUUAUAGUAUAUUCCAUAUCAGCUGAAGACCUGGUCAUCUACCCAAUCACAUAAGCCAUAAAUAGAGGGGUGAAAUUUCAGUUCGCCAUUUUCCCUCACACUACAUCCAGCGUCACCAAGUUCUGUUGAUUUUGCUUUCUAAAUAACUUCAGUUGGCUCCUUUCUUUUCCUGACUCCUAACACAGCCUCAUCUUAUACUCAAAUACAGAAGUGCAGAUAAGGGGUAUCUGGACACAACAUUCCACACCUCUCUCAACUGUCUAGUAUUCAAGAAAAUAGGACUCUGGGUCCACUUUGCAGUCCAGACCUGAUAUGGACCGUUUUACACACAGCCCUGCUUUCCUCUGAGCCUAUCAACGAUCUGCCUUAUUUAAUAUUAACCUAAACUUACCCCAAAUCCUAUAACUCUGCCUUUUCCUUUGUUUGGUGAGAUACCCCAUGGCUCCCCUGGGACGCAGUCUGUCUCAUUGCAAUGGAUCAAUAAACCUAAUUUUAUUACACUACAGGUAUAUUCCUGGAAGUCUUAGACAACUGGGCUAAAACAAAAAUAUUCAACAUCCAUUCUUAAUUAUUAAAUUAGUUACUAAAAUAGGAUAGACAGAUGUUAUUUGGCCAUAAUUUUAUAUACAUGUAAACAAAAGCUAAUACAUACCUAAUGAUGAAGAAACAGAAGCAUUCCUACUAAAGUUAGGAACAUGAAAAAAAUUGAUUACUAUCUAUCUUAUUUUACAGUGUUUUAGAACAGGUGGCCAAUCCAAUUAUACAAGAAAAAUAAGUUAUAAUAUUUAAAGAAAUGCCAAAAUUACUUUUAUUUGUAAGUGAUUAUACACCUAGGAAAUCCAUGAGAACCAAAUAAUAAUAAAGUAUUAUGGCCAGGCGCAGUGGUUCAUGCCUAUAAUCCCAGCAUUUUGGGAGGCUGAGGUGGGUGGAUCACCUGAGGUCAGGAGUUCAAGACCAGCCUGGCCAACAUGGCGAAACCCCAUCUCUUCUAAAAAUACAAAAAUUAGCCUGGUUUGGUGGCACACACCUGUAGUCCCAGCUACUCAGGAGGCUGAAGCAUGAGAAGUGCUUGAUCCUGGGAGGCAGAGGUUGCAGUGAGCCAAGGUCGCACCAGAGCACUCCAGCCUAGUGACAGAGCAAGACUCUGUCUGGAAAAUAAUAAAAAUAAUAAUAAUAGGCAGGGCGUGGUGGCUCACACCUGUAAUCUCAGCACUUUGGGAGGCCAAGUCGGGCGGAUCACCUGAGGUCAGGAGUUCGAGACCAGCUUGACAACAUGGAGAAACUCCAUCUCUACUUAAAAUAAAAAUUAGCCGGGCGUAGUGGUGCAUGCCUGUAAUCCCAGCUACUCGGGAGGCUGAGGCGGGAGAAUUGCUUGAACCUGGGAGGCAGAAGUUGUGGUGAGCCGAGAUCGCACCAUUGCACUCCAGUCUAGACAACAAGAGCAAAACUCUGUCUCAAAAUAAUAAAAAUAAUAAUAAUAAUAAAUAAAGUGGUAAAAGUGGUAAGAUAAAAUUCAGUAAAGUGAAAGGAAAUAUUAAAAUAAAAAAUAACUUUCUUUUAUACAAAUAAUAGUGAGUUAGGACAAUAAUAAUUAACAAGAAUAAAUAAAAUGUAUCAUUUAGUAAAUUAAUAAAAGCUACAUUUAAACCACACUUAUCAAAGUAAAAAAUAAUGUAAAGAAGACAUAUUGCUUUGGAUAGGAAGACUCAGUAUUGUAAAGAUGUCAAUUCUCCCUAAAUUAAUCAAUAUACAAUUUUUUAACUUGACAAAAUGAUACUAAUCCUCAACUAAAAAACAAAAGUGAGACAGAUAAGAAAAAUUCUGAUGAGAGUGGAAGAGCUCUUCCAGCUGUUAAAAUGUAAUGAUAAGCUCCUGAACCUUGGCCUUAGCAAUGAUUUUUUGGCUAUCACAUCAAAAGCCCAGGCCACAAAAGCAAAAAUAAAUAAAUGGGACUACAUCAAGCUGAAAAGCUUCUGCAUAGCAAAGACAACAAGCAACAAAAUGAAAUGGCAACCUAUGGAUUGGAAAAAAUAUUUGCAAACUAUAUAUCUAAUAAGAUACAACAAAUUGAUAAAGAACUCAUACAACUCAAUAGCAGGAAAACAAAUGAUCCCAGUUAAAAAUGGGCAAAAACCUGAAAAGACAUUUCUCCAAGAAGAAAAAUGGCCAAGAUGGAUAUGAAAAGGUGUUCAACAUCACUAAUCAUAAGGGAAAUGUGAAUUGAAACCAUUAUGAGACACUAGAUAAUAAUAGGAUGACUAUUAUCAAAAAGUCAAAAGAUAUUAAUCAUAAACGUGGAUAAGGGUGAAGAGAACAGAAAACCUUUGUGCAUUGUUGGUGAGAAUGUACAGCCAUUGUGGAAAACAGUAUGGAGGUUUCUAAAUAAACUGAAAAUAGGGCUACAUAUGACCCAACAAUCCCUCUUUAGGGGAUAUACACAAAUAAAAUGAGAUAGCCACCUUGUAGAGAUAAAUGUGAUCCCACGUUCAUUGCAGCAUUGCAGCCAAUAUAGGGAAGCAACCUAAAUGCCUGUUGAAGAAUGAAUGGAUAAAGAAACUGUAUACACACACACACACACACAAUGGAAUAUUAUUCAGCCCUAAAAAGAAUAUCUUGCCAUUUGCCACAACAUGGAUGAAACUGGAGGAUAUUAAGUGAAAUAAGGCAGAUACAGAAAGAAAAAUAUUACACGAUUUCACUCACAUGGGGAAUCUAAAGAAAACACUCAAAUACAGGUAUACAGAGAUAACAAAACCUGAGGUGGAGGAGGGUGGAGAGAUGUAGGUCAGAGGAUACAAAGCAGCAGAUAGGAGGGCUAGGCGCAGUGGCUCACUCCUGUAAUCCCAGGACUUUGGGAGGCAGAGGUGGGCAGAUUGCUUGAGUCCAGGAGUUUGAGACCAGCCUAGGCAACAUGACAAAACCCCAUCUCUGCAAAAAAAAAAAAAAAAACAAAAAAAACCCCAAAAAACCAAAACAACAACAAACAAACAAGCAAACAAAACACACACACACAAAAAAAAUUAGCGAGGAGUGCUGGUGCCCACCUGUAGUCCCAGCUACUCAGGAGGAUGGAUUGAGCCUGGGAGGUCGAGGCUGCAGUGAGCAGUGAUUUGAUCGUGCCACUGCACUCCAGCCUGGGGACAGGAGACCCCGUCUCAAACAAAACAAAACCAAGUAGCAGAUAUGCAUGAUGAACAAGCCUAGAGAUCUAAUGUACAACAUAAGGACCACAGUAUAGGUAAUAAAUUCUACUUUAUUUGGGAUUCCUCCUUCACUGUAGUAAUCUUUUUUUAACUAUGUAUGUAUCUCAUAACAUGUUGUAUACCUUAAAUAUAUUCAACGAAGCUUAUUUUAAAAAAUGAAAUGUAUAAUGAUGACUGGAAAGGGUGGUAGUCACAUGGAAAUAAUGAAGCAGAAUAAAAGUUCCAGAUAUUAAAUGCAAAUGAGAAUUUAUUACAUGAUAAAGCUGGCAUUAUACUCGGGGGGGACAGAUAGGCUACUCACUGAAGUGUUUAGAAGCAGAGUAGCUGAAAAUUUUGGCGCAGAAGAAAAUCUCGUGGACCUCCAACUUACCGGUUAAAGUAAAAACUUUCGAAACGUAUAAAGGUUUAAAUAUAAAAUUAAAAUCGUAAAAACAAUUACUAUGUUAACAUAUUUCUUAUAUAGUACUUAGAUUUUCCAACAUUCCACAAACCUAGUAGCAAUUAAGGAAAAUAUUAAUUUCAGAUCAUAUAAAAUUCAGAAGUCCUGUAAGACAAAAAUAGACAAAUAAAAUGUGAAGAUUUUUAAGAAAGAACAAAGGGCUAAUCUAUAUUUUGAAAUCAGUAUAAAAAGACGAACAGAAUUUGAGAUGUGAGCGCGGACAGCUCUGCUGGGCCCUCCAGGCCCUCCGCCCGGUAGAACCCGGAGCCCUGGCCGCGGCUGCCCCACCGGGCCCAUUUCUUGAAGCAGCGGCGAACCACUUUUCCUCCCCGACCUGCCGGCUGCAGGGUCUCCCCGCCCAACCCUGCCAGGCUCAGACGAAGCUUCUGCUGAGCCGCCUGGACGCAGCGCCCCUGGGUGGCGGCAGGUAUAGCAGGGCGGGAAGCAGGGAGGCGGCCCCAACGCCGCGGAGGCCACCAGCGGGUGCAGAGGGCCAGGAAAGCUGGUCUGCGCGCGGCUCAGCUGCCUCCGUAGGCCAUGGAGCCGAGCAGAUCCGGGUCUUCGGGUGGCCGCAAUGUCCCAAGUGGACGACACCCACCUAGUCCCGAGGACAACCGACAAAGUCCUUAAUGGGCCCAGAAGGUGAGGGGAGUCCGGCAAUGAGGGGUGGUAGGGUUAGCGGCCAUCGCCCAGCUCGUCUUCCUUCUACCAGACGCUGGUGCUGGAAAAGAGAAGUGUAAGAAUAACUUGCGCCAUUAGGCCCAUCGGAAAGGCCCACCACCCUUUAGGAAGAUUACUGGCUGUUUAUAGAAGGCCCGUGUAUAUCCUAUGAAGAAGCUGCUCUCAACUUCCCCCCCAGCCUUUUAAAAGAAAACAUUUGCUACAUCGAGCCGUUCUAGGUGUAAAGAGGUUGUGACUUAUGAUAGAGUUAGAAAAUCACACAUCUUGUAAAUUCCCAUUUGUUAAAAAAAUAAUAAUAAUAAUAAUAAUAAUAAUAAUAAUAAUAGGACAUAAAUGGCUUCUGGAGAUGACUUUUUGCAAUGAAGUUGUUAGACCACCUCUGGAAGUGACAGCAGGAGCCACACAUCCACGUUUAUUAAGUGAGUUAGAGCAGGAGUCCCCAACCCCUGGAUCUAGGUUGCACGCUCCUUAUGAGACUCUAAUAAUGCCUGAUGAUCUGAGGUGGAACAGUUUCAUCCUGAAACCAUGCCCCUACCUUCCAUGGAAAAAUUGCCUUCCGUGAAACCAUUCCCUGGUGCCAAAGAGGUUGGGGACCACUGGGUUAGAGGACAUGGGGCAGAAGACCUGAGAAGGAAGAGAGGACAGUUCUGUGCCACACUGGUCAUAUUUAGAAGACAUUUUCAUAUUCCAACCAUUGUUCUGUGUGUGCAUUUUAUUUCUCACGACUGUAUAUGUAGUUAACAAUACUAUUUUUUAGGGAGGUGGGGGGGUCAGCCCCCCGCCUGGCCAGCCGCCCCGUCCGGGAGGGAGGUGGGGGGGUCAGCCCCCCGCCCGGCCAGCCGCCCCGUCUGGGAGGUGAGGGGCGCCUCUGCCCGGCCGCCCCUACUGGGAAGUGAGGAGCCCCUCUGCCAGGCCAGCCGCCCCGUCCGGGAGGGAGGUGGGGGGGUCAGCCCCCCGCCCGGCCAGCCGCCCUGUCCGGGAGGGAGGUGGGGGGGUCAGCCCUCCGCCCGGCCAGCCGCCCCGUCUGGGAGGUGAGGGGCGCCUCUGCCCGGCCGCCCCUACUGGGAAGUGAGGAGCCCCUCUGCCCGGCCAGCCGCCCCGUCCGGGAGGGAGGUGGGGGGGUCGGCCCCCCGCCCGACCAGCCGCCCCAUCCGGGAGGGAGGUGGGGGGGUCAGCCCCCCGCCCGGCCAGCCGCCCUGUCCGGGAGGGAGGUGGGGGUGUCAGCCCCACGCCCGGCCAGCCGCCUCGUCCGGGAGGGAGGUGGGGGGGUCAGCCCCCCGCCCGGCCAGCCGCCCCGUCCGGGAGGGAGGUGGGGGGGGUCAGCCCCCCUGCCCGGCCAGUGGCCCCGUCCGGGAGGUGAGGGGCGCCUCUGCCCGGCUGCCCCUACUGGGAAGUGAGGAGCCCCUCUGCCCGGCCAGCCGCCCGUCCGGGAGGGAGAGUGGGGGGUCAGCCCCCCCCCGCCCGGCCAGCCGCCCUGUCCGGGAGGUGAGGGGCGCCUCUGCCCAGCCACCACCCGGUCUGGGAGGUGUGCCCAACAGCUCAUUGAGAACGGGCCAGGAUGACAAUGGCGGCCUUGUGGAAUAGAAAGGCGGGAAAGGCGGGGAAAAGAUUGAGAAAUCGGAUGGUUGCCGUGUCUGUGUAGAAAGAAGUAGACAUGGGAGACUUUUCAUUUUGUUCUGCACUAAGAAAAAUUCCUCUGUCUUGGGAUCCUGUUGAUCUGUGACCUUACCCCCAACCCUGUGCUCUCUGAAACAUGUGCUGUGUCCACUCAGGGUUAAAUGGAUUAAGGGCGGUGCAAGAUGUGCUUUGUUAAACAGAUGCUUGAAGGCAGCAUGCUCGUUAAGAGUCAUCGCCAAUCCCUAAUCUCAAGUAAUCAGGGACACAAACACUGCGGAAGGCCGCAGGGUCCUCUGCCUAGGAAAACCAGAGACCUUUGUUCACUUGUUUAUCUGCUGACCUUCCCUCCACUAUUGUCCCAUGACCCUGCCAAAUCCCCCUCUGUGAGAAACACCCAAGAAUUAUCAAUAAAAAAAUAAAUUAAAAAAAAAAAAAAAAAACAAUACUAUUUUUUGAACUAUCUACCCUUUCUAGAUGUUCUGAAAUGCCUAUGUUAAAAUUAGAGAUAGUAAAAUAACACAUUUUGUAAAUCUUUUUGUUAAAAUUCAUAUGUAAUGUUGUUUUGGUUGGGGGGGGUGGCCAAACCACCUGUUAAUAAUACACAUUGUGUUUGUGCACUGGUUCAGGGGAGGAGAGAGGAAAGGAAGUGUAAGAGCUCUAUGCCAAUGUGCUUAUAGUGAGGCAAGGUUAACCAUUGUCUCAUGCCUGGGCAUUUUGUUUUACUUAUCUGGGUAUAUUGUGGAUCUAAAGGACAAAUGAGUCCUGACUUUACAUCUAGUCUUUCUAGAUGUUAAAGAGGUUGCUAGUGUAUGACAAAAGUAGUUAGUAAACUAAUAUAUUUUGUACAUUUCGUUUUAAGAUUCCCAGGAAAGACAGUCUUCUGAAAAUUUGAGCAUUAUUGCCCAGUGGGUUGAUGGAGAUGGGAAGGUGUAGGCCAGAAUGUUCAUACUUGGAAGACUCAGUCAUAACUGUUUUUACAUGUGUUCACUUUAUUCAAGACUUCUGUGCAUAUAGUGGACGAAUUAACUUCUUACCUGAAACAUCUUAUCUAUGUAGAUGUUCAGAAUUGCCUGAUGUAUGUUAAGUGUAGAGGUAGUAAAAUAUCACCUUGUAAAUAUCUUUUUGCUAAAAUUCUUGGGAAGUACUGUCUUUUGGAAGUGGAAUUGUGAAGCCACCUCUGUAAGCAGUAUAGUACUGUCUAUACUUGUUCAAUGGUUUAGAAAUGGGAGGGAAGAAAUUGCCAAAGGUAAUAUGCUAGUGUGUUCAUACUUGGACAUUUCACUUGCCAUUUUUCUGUCUGUUUUGUGCAUUUUGUUUUGCUGUGUAUGUAGAGUACAUAAUGGACAAAUGAGUCCUAAUUUUGCAACAUUUGGUCUCUAGAUGUUUAAGAAGUUGCCAGUGUAUGACAAAGUAUCUAGUAAAAUUAGCACAUUUUGCACACUUUGUAUUGAAAUUCAUAGGAAAGCUUGUCUUCUGUAAAUGAUUUUUGGGUAUGAAUUUGUUCAGCCAUCUCUAAGCGUUACACAUGCCUGUACCUGUCCACUGGAUUGAAGACAGAGAGAAGGGAGUGAGGAAGGACUGGUUCAAGGUCAAAAUUGUCAUAUUUAGAAGAUACCUCCGAUUAUAGCCACUGAUACAUGUGCAAUUUUAUUUUACAGUGCUAUGUACACAGUGGAAAGUUAUAUGAAAUAUCUGGUCUCUCUAGAUAGUUAGAAAUGCUUGAUGUAUUUAAAAGUAGAAAUAGUAUAAUAACACUUUUUGUAAAUAGCUUUUAAAAACUGAUGGGAAAUACUGUGUUUGCAAGUGGGAUUGUUAAAUCACCUCUGUGAACAGUGUUACUUGUUCAUUCAGUUGAGGAAGGUGAGAGGGAAGAAAUUACAAAAGAUGUUUUGCUAUUGUGUACUAGAAAAUUUCAGUUUAUCCAUUGCCUUAUAUGUUAAAUGCAUUGCAAGUAACUUUGCUAUACUACAUAUUGUGUUAUAUACUGGAAAAAUGAGUCCUAAUUUUAAAAUAUCCACUCUCUAGAUACUAAAGAGGUUGCCAAUGUAUGACAAAAAUAGUAAAGUAACACAUUUUGUACACUUUGUGUUAACGUUUAUAAAAAGACUAUCUUCUGAAAACGACUUUUGGAAGUGAAAUGAUAACAUCAACCCUAAGUGACACAUGGGCCCAUAUCCACCAGGUUGGUGGUGCAGAGGAGCUGGAAGAAAUGAAGGAUUCUAGAUCAGAAUAUUCCUAUUUAGAAGACAGUUUAAGAUAAACCAUGUGUGUAGUUUAUUCAACCCUACUGAUGCAAGAGAAUAGGGUCUGGAGGCAGGAAACAUAAAGCAGAUUCAUGCAGACUUCCUAGAAAUAAAUGAAAUGGAAACACAUCAGCUAUGACAGGACAUAUACUCUCCAACAGAGUAAAUGACUUUGUAACUUUAUUUCAUCCUCUCCAUUUACAUAGGGCGUACAUCAAGUAAAUGACUAGGGUGUAUACUAAGUAAAUGACUUUGUAACUUUAUUUCAUCCUCUUCAUUUACAUAAGGCAUAUACCAAGUAACCAAUGGAAACCUUGAGAGGGUAUUUAAACCCGAGAAAAUUCUGUAACUGGGCUCUUGAGCCCCUAAGCACAGGCCUUCUCCCACCCUGUGGAGCGUACUUUCAUUUCAUAAAUCUCUGCUUUUGUUGUUUCAUUCUUUCCUUGCUUUGUGUGUUUUGUCCAAUUCUUGGUUCAAUAUGCCCAGAACCUGGACACCCUCCACUGGUAACAUAUUUUGGCAAGGCAGCCAGGAGGUAAGCCCAAAGUUUGGGAUUUUUCAUCUUUUCUUUUCCACUCCAUACAGGGGAAUCUCUCCCUCUGUCUCUUUUUCCUUUCCAACUCGGGACCCUUGGUGGGCAGCGCCUAAACACGGAGGCAACCGCAGGUUUCUGGGUGGGGCCAUCCUGAAGGACUUUUUUCUAUCUUUUCUGGUUGUGGUCCCUGAUUCCUAUGUGUGGCGCAGCUCAGGGCAAACUUGCAGCUCAGGGUGAACUUGCAUGUGUUUCAGGCGACGGAAACCCUACUUGACUGGCUAAGGACAAAAGAAGCCUACUCAGCUUCCAUUUCCUAUCAUUACAGUUCAUGGCUAUCAUGCUAGUGGAACAGGAAGCAUGGGAUAAUGUGGCCUUAUCAAAUUAUAAGGAUGCUAAACGCCAGUGAUUACACCCAGGAACCAAAGGACAGCUCACAAUUGCCUCUGGAGGGAAAAUAUGCAAAGCGGCACUGGUGCCCACGUAAGGUCAGAGAUGCCUGACACUCUUAAGACUGGACCCCAAAGGGGGAUUCCCCAGGGGAUCCUCCAGACUUCAACCUCUCCAAAGGGGAUGCCCUUGGCAGCAGUUCUAAGGACUAGUACUAAGCCCUCCUUAGAAUUUUCUCUUGCAGUUGCAAUACUGUUUGGCCCCAAUAUGGUUUGGAUUCUGGCAUUUGCUGUUGAAUGGGAAAGCGGGAUGCAGUUGCAUGUAUCCAGGCUUUGGUGCUGCUGUUCUAAGCAGGGGCAGGCCUAGUUAUUAUGUGAUGUUCUCCUUUGGUGCUGUUUGACCCCAGUGUUCUUUCGAGUCUGGGGAGGUUUGGCCUUUAAAAAUCAAACUGCCAUGGAAAUUGCUUUACCUGAAAUAAUAGUUCACAGCCUUCAUUGGAUUGCUUAUUGGGUACACAAAGUAAAAUUGGCAAGCUUGUAUUGCUAUCUCAUGGUUAGGGUUCCAAGGUAAAAGCUAUUGAAUCUUCAUUUGUGUGUGUGUAUACACAUGUCUAGAUGUGUUUAUUUGCACAUUUGUUAUAUGUUGUGUUUUGGCAUAUAAGUAAAAGAGCACUCAUAAAUUAAGUAAAUAAGUCGAAGCAAUUUUCAAGUUCACAUGACUUAAGUAUAACUUUCCUAAACAGGCUAGUUUUAAAAUUAUUGGUGAAGUAAAAAUAGAAAUGCCUUCAGAAUUGUCAGCAUAUAUUUUUGUCUGGGUUUUAUAUUUGUCUCUGCUAGAUAUUUUGAGGUGUUAGGGUUUGGCAUAGAAGGUUAUAAAACUAUAAACCCAGCCAAAACAAAACGAUCUCGUUUGCGUUUUUUUUUUUUUUUUUUUUUUUUUUUUUGACAAAUGAGCAUAAUUUAAUGUUAGCUAAAUCUUCUGGGUUACUGGCAAAAAUACGUAUGUAUUAACUUUGAGGCUCUUACUUAGGUUUAAGUGCACACCUGGCUAUUCAAAAUGUGGUUAACAGGGAAAUAACUGACUUUAAAAGAUAGUGUCUAACAUUUCGGUUUACAGAGGUAAUCUAGAUAAACUGUUAAAAGUGAAACAAUUGAGUACAGUGAAUGGGACAAAUGUUUUAGAUAAGCUUUUUGUGUAAAGUCUUAAAAUCAUUUUUGAUGCUCAUUUAAGAUCUGGGCCAUUUCCAAUUAGAAAGGUUGUGAUAUGGGGAAAUAUGUUUCUAAAAUUGUGGAAUUGUUCUUAACUAUAAAUUCCCAUAUCUGAUAGUUCAGGAUUUCUAGCUUUUUAGCGUUUCACUAAAGUUUUAGGUUACUAAGGAUAAGAAUUCUAGUUAACACAUAAUUCUGUAUACAAAACAUGCCAGAAAGUUUGUGUUAUUAGUGAGAAAAAGAAUAAUUUAGAAGUUAUCUAAAAGUUAGUUCAAAUUACAGAUUUGAAAAGGUUACUUAUGAAACAAUGUAGUAAGGAACCAGUAAGUAGAGGAGAACGAUAUGGAAAAAGUUUAGAUAAUAAAAUAUUCUUUAAAACCUGAUAGAGAAUUGGAGAUAUUUGGCUAAUUAACAUUUUCAUAGUGAAAGCUGUUAGUCUUGAUAAAAGUAAAAUAAGCAUUGUAAAGAAAUGCAUCGGCAGUUUGGCAAUUCCUUUUUACUAUAGUUAAGCAUGAAGCCGGAUUUGGUGUGGAGCCAAAUUUCACAUACAUGCUUGCAUUGCUUCACACUGUUUACUGUUUUGUGUGGAUAGUGCUGGCACUGGAGUACUUAUUGGUUAUGUGCCUAUAGUGUAUUUCUUGAUUGCACAGGAUGUAUGGUGAUAUUGGUGAACUUAAGGAUACUGAAUUGUGUAUCAGGAACAAAAUAUUCAUUAUGUGGGUUUUGGGGGGCCCUAGGUAAACACUGUAGCCUCCAGGGUAGAUUGAGAAGGAAAAAUUUAGGGUUGGGUUCCUAUUUGUUUUUGCUUCUAAUUUUCAUUUGUUUGCCAUUUAUUCUCCUCUGGCUUUGCUUGUGUAUGCACAUAUAAAAUCAUAUAUAUUUUUUUUAAAUUUCUAGUGGAAGGCUUUUAUUUGGUUCUGUGAAUAGUUAUUUUGUUCCCUAUGCAUUUCUAGCAAGUCAUCAUUUGUUCCAUUUAUCUGGAAUUCCUAGGCUACCUUUGUCAGGCUGGCAGGAAUUGAUGGAGCACACCAGCUUUUUAACCUUGAACUAACUCAAAUUCUGUUUAUGAUACUUUAAGUGUGUUGAGUAUAUUUUCAUAAACAGAAUUUGAGUCAUAUUUCUCUGUCUGCCCAUUUUCUCCAAAAUUCGUAAACUAUUUGUGAAUAUUCUUAAUUCAUGGCAAUGUGUUUGUUUGCAUAUAGUCAAGCAGGGUUCCUAGGGCUGCUUUGGGAGACAGAACCCAGAAACCUGGCAUACUGGCAAAAGGGUAAGAAUUUCUUACCAGCCAGACUCUGGUCUCUGUCUCUCUGUGCAAACUGCAUAAAUGAAUAGUAAAAGUCACUGUUUAUCUCCUCUGUAAAGUUUUGAUUAAUAUAAAAAAAGAAUUCUGAGGCCGAUCUUAAGCUGUAGUGAAUCUGGUGUGCUUUGUGUCUUUCUGUAUUGUUUUGUCAUAAAGAGGGGUACCUUAGAAUAAAAUGUGUGCUUAGGACCCCAUAGACCUGCUGUUCAAGACACACCAGCAGACUGGUCAGUCAUGUCUUUGGGAGCUUGACCUUGUAACCAUGUGGCCAUGCUUUCUCUUUUCACAGUGGCAGCCUGGGUUUAGGGUUCAAUUCCUGGCUUAGGGAAUGAGUCCUUUAUCUUCUGUCUGUGUAUUUAUAUGUGUUGUGUGUGUACUAUAAAAGAGCAUUAAUUAAUUAGCUUAAUAAUAAUAAGAGCUUAAAUCAAAUAUUUUAUCAGAAAAGUAAAAAAUGUAAUGCCUUCUAUUUACUUCAUGUAACUUAAGUAAUCUUUGGGAAAUAAAGACAGUUUUAAAGAUUAUUGGUAAAAUAAAAAUAUCUUCAAAAUGUAAAUAUUUAGUCUAAAUUAUGCAGGUCAGAUAUUAGAUUUGCAAAAUGCUUUAAGGUCAUAAACCGCUUCUUUGACUUUUAAAAAUUGCUCAAUUUAUUUUGGAGCAUUAGAUUCUAGAUAAGGCCUGGGGACAAAUAGAAUUAGCCAUGUCCCCUAGCUAUGCAAAGAAGGUUAUAAAGAAAGGAGAUUUUAUAUAAGAAAGGAUCUUAUAUCGUAAAUUCGUGUCCUAAAGUAAAAUAAGCGGUUGUUAAAAAAGAGGGAUGUUUAGGACAAGUUAGAAAGUCAAAGCAUGUCGUAGAUGGUCUGUGUAAGUCAUGAAAUAAUUUACAAAAGAGAAUUUAUGCAAGAAAUAUACAAUUUAACGGUGAUUAGACCUCCUAAAUGCUUCAUAAAAUGCCACUAUGACUCUUAACUCUACAACUUGCCUGCUUUACAGCUCGGUAAGGCCUGAGACACGUGGAGUCAGAUGCUGGAGUCAGACCUUAAGUGUACUUCUCUCUGGGUCCUAGACUCCACAACUAAUAUAUAAUUAAAAUCCUUAACUUACCAAAGUUUUCACCAAAAGUAAAACUCGCUAAGAGUUAACAUUGUAACAUGUAAGUGAGACUACUGAAGCAACAGUUUUACAUGCAAGUUACGUAAGAAAAGUGAAUGCAUUUUCAGUGAAAGAUUAUAACAAGGCAUGGGAAUGUAGAUUUUUUUUUCUGUCUAAAGGGUUAAAGGAUUGUUUUAAGUUAGGAUAAAGCUAAAAGUUUGAAUGAGUUGUGGAAGAUUUAUAAAAAUUAAUAUUGUAAAAAAUUAUGUGUGUGAACAUAUUGACUAAAUUUAAAGGGGUAUUUUCUGGUUUUUCCAUAAAUUGAACAUCAAAAUAAAAGCACAAACAGGGUUUUCUUAAAGCACCGAUCUGCUCUUUAACAAACAUUUGUAAAGGAUUAUAAAAGGUUUAUGAGAAUCUCACCUUAUGGUCAAACGGAUUAAGAUUGGAAAGAUAUGUCUACAAGGUUUUCUUAAAAAUUGGGGUUGACAUUAAUAGCACACUAAUGCAAGGGUGAAAUUUGGCUUUCUCUCUUGAACAAGAUUUUCAUGCAGUAUUAAAAGAUAAUGAAAGAUCUUUGUUUGCCUUUUGAAUAAACUACCCCCCCACCAAAAAAAAGGAAGGGAAAGACAAGAGACAGAUUGUUUGUAAAGUAAGUCUUCCAUCUAUCAACAUGGAAAGGUUUUUGCCUUUUAAAACAUUUUUGAGUCAUCAUUUUGCUAAAUGAAUGACUAUGGUAACCUGGAAUUCCAUUUCAUAAUGUCAAGUGUUUUAAAUCUUUAACAUAUUUAAUAGGCUUCCCAAAAUCAAAUUUCAGCUUCAAAAUUGUCUUUUCUAACCUCUAACUUUGAGAUGCUGCAGAGGGCCCCUGAAGCAUCCAAAAGAGAGGUAAACAGAAUUAUUUGACAUGUUUAAUUACAUGGGAAGCAUUGUCAAAAAGAAAAAAAUUUAAUCUUCUUCAGGUUAUAUUUUAGUGAAUAAUAUUAAUAUAUGUUCCAAAAUUGUAUGAGAUUUCUAAAAUUCCAAUAUGUCUGAGUAUAUGCUAUCAAUCAUAAUUAUGAUUAUUAUGUUAUUGUAGACCACAGAAAUAACCAAAUUUCCUUGUCAAUUGUGUUUUUAACUAUAACUAUUUAAAGUCAUUUCCACAGUUAAUUGCUUAAUGCUGAUGCAGUUUCUGAAAACUUCACAAGCAUGCAAAGUCCUAGAAUAUGGUGUCUUUUAGGAGAUUCAUGAAAGAUUGGAAAGGACCCUAAAAAGCACUCUUGAAUACAGGUUUCUAAUAAGUUUAGAAUUAUAUCAUUUGAACUGGGUAAGAAUUCCUGGAACUUUAAUGAAAAGACUGACUGAGUUCUAAAACUGCUAACCCAAGUAGAACAAAAAUUAAUUAAAUACCAAGAAAAUACUUUGCCAGAUUUUCAUGCUAAAUCAGCUGAUACUGAAACUGUUUAGAUAUAAAAUUUGAAUAAACUCCAUCAUUUAAAUCAAAUUACCUAUGAUAACCCAUCAGUUAUCAGUGUUAUGCACCUAAUUUGGGGAAACAACUGGUAUUCAAGAGGAUAUGAGUCUAAUGUUAAUUAAGCAUGAACUCAUGGAGAACCAGGAUGGCCACCUUGUCCUUCCUAAGUCGUUAAAGCUUUUGUUAGUAAAAUUUCUGCAUUACAUGACUCGUCACGGAAAAGAUAAAAUGAUCCAAAUUGAAUAUAUUGAUGUGGUGACUUAUAAAUUGCUAAAAUAGUUUAUAACCAAUGUUUGGUCCCAUAUUCCUGGGAAAACAAUCAAAGCUUCAGGUACAUCCAGUCACCUGAUAGGCCAUUUAAACAUUUUAUAGAGGGAUUUUAUUCAAUUGUUAUUUUCAGUGCAUGUUUUCUGGUUGUAUAAAAGCUUUCCCAUGCAAGAGGGCUGAUGUUAUAACACUAAGUUAUUAUGCCACCAAGUAUUUUCACAAGGUAAAGAAAGCUUUUUAUGGUUCACUGAGGACAAUCAACUCCUUCACAACCUAGAAACUGAAGAUUGUAUCUUCUGAAAACAUUGGAUAAAGACUGUCCUUGCCAUCCACACUACAGCAAAACUUCUGGACUUUGAACUUUGGGUUCAUGAUCUCACAACUGAGAAGAGUCCCUCCACACUCUUGGAACUGUACACCCAUUGGAACCCUUAAGGUAAAGCUAACCAGGGAAGUUUCUCUCCCGAAGAAGAUGGCAUCCUUGAUGUGAACAGCUUUUCCCAAGAUCAUGAAUCAAGACUUCUCUAUUAUCAUGAGACUCUUAUCUUUGAAUAUUUUUUCCUUGCUUUUGCCUCUAUGAAGAAUAGAAGUGGAAAAAGGAUCUGUUGUGUACAAUUAUGGGUUAUACUUUUAUUUGUGAAGAAUUUUGCAGCCAGCUUUAGGUCCUUUUUCCAUGAUUUGGAAUAAAAGAGGCAAAUGUAUCCCUCAUAAUAGGCUCCAUAGCAGUUUACUGUAAAGGCUAUGGUUACAUAAUAGACUAAAUUAUCUUAAGAAAGUUAUGCUAAAUAAUAGAGUUGGCUAAACAGAAGAGUAUCUGUGCAGCUGCUGGCACUCAUGGCCUAUGGAGAAAACAUCAGGUAUUAUAGAGAUUCAGUUGUAGCAAAUUAAUGAAGAGACUGCUUAGUUAAGUGAGUAGACUCUUUAGCUCAUUGUUUAAUCUAUUUGAGUUUAGGAGGUUUGGUUUAUGGUGACCCUGGAUAAGGAGCAUACUUACUCUCAACUCUUGGUAUUAUCCUCCUGAUAGUCAUAAUAAUAGUCUCCCUGGUGUGCUGUAUUCUCUCAACGGUUUUAAAUGUUUGCAUGCUGCCACCUCUAGAAUGUCAAAUGGCCUCUCUUCAACUGGAAUGACAAGAGCUGAAAGAAAUUGCAGCCAUGAGGACACUGUAACCUACGAAUGAUGUGCUGAGUCCAAAAGCCCAAAGUGUUGGUAACUGAGAGUGGUGCUAAGUAAGGCCCUAAGUUUUGGUCACACUCUCACUUAAGUGAGAACCUGACCAAAAAAGUGGAAUUUUUUUUUUUUUUUUUUUUUUUGAGAUGGAGUCUCACUCUGUCACCCGGGCUGGAGUGCAGUGGCACGAUCUCGGCUCACUGCAAGCUCCACUUCCCGGGUUCACGCCAUUUUUCUGUCUCAGCCUCCCGAGUAGCUGGGACUACAGGCACCUGCCACCACGCCCGGCUAAUUUUUUUGUAUUUUUAGUGGAGACGGGGUUUCACCAUGUUAGCCAGGAUGGUCUCGAUCUCCUAACCUCAUGAUCUGCCCACCUCGGCCUCCCAAAGUGCUGGGAUAACAGGCGUGAGCCACUGCACCUGGCCAAAAAGGGGAAUUUUUUUUAAACAAAAUUAUGGGAGGUCAUUUUUUUGUACUGAGCCCAUGCGCCAGGCCCCAACAGACCAAACUAAACCAAAACGGAGUCACGUAUGCCAAGACCUUAAGGAAACACAUAGAUCCUAGAACAGACCACAGGCCAGGUUUUGUUUUUCUCCUACAAAUCUCUAUAACAAACAUUCCUGACAGCAUAGAUAUCCACCCCCUGAGUUCCCAUUAAAUCUUUUAACCAAAUUAAUUUCCUCUCGCCAAAAGACCAUCAAGCUUCAGAUGAUCAUGCAACAAAAGUUUCAUCCAGUUCCACCACCCCUGGCCAUCAAGGAGCUACCCUGCCUUCACUAGAAAGAGCAGAGCAGGACUUCUGUGAUCCUCAAUAGGUAGGGACUAGGCCUCAAGCCAACAUGAAGCAGUUACAAAAGAAAGACCAUCGGCCCCUCCACCUCCCAUAAAGAUUUAUGGGGAUCCCAUCUCUGGAGGGAAAUGAGGCAGAAGAAUAGGGUCUGUAGGCAAGGAAUAUAAGGCAGAUGCAUGCUCACUUCCUAGAACUAAAUCAAAUGGAAACACUUCAGCUAUGAUGGGAAAUGUCUUCUGUAUUUACAUAGGGCAUACACUGAGUAACCAAUGGAAACCUCUAGAGGGUAUUUAAACCCCAGAAAAUUCUGUAACCGGGCUAUUGAGCCCCUAUGCUCAAGCCCUCUGCCACCCUGUGGAGUGUACUUUUGUUUUCAAUAAACCUCUGCUUUUGUUGCUUCA
Homo sapiens (human) is the source of this 21134-nucleotide messenger RNA. RefSeq names its product transferrin (gene TF). The record is from RefSeq and is marked reviewed. The transcript has 23 exons. Lineage: Eukaryota; Metazoa; Chordata; Mammalia; Primates; Hominidae. Gene Ontology annotation, cellular component: membrane; early endosome; endosome. Gene Ontology annotation, molecular function: iron ion binding; ferric iron binding. The coding region runs from base 1149 to 3113 and encodes 654 amino acids. Gene Ontology annotation, biological process: osteoclast differentiation; intracellular iron ion homeostasis; iron ion transport.